Molecule: messenger RNA, 1086 nt
Organism: Rasamsonia emersonii CBS 393.64
Lineage: Eukaryota; Fungi; Ascomycota; Eurotiomycetes; Eurotiales; Trichocomaceae
Exons: 4
Coding region: 1-1086 (361 amino acids)
Biological process (GO): DNA recombination; double-strand break repair
Cellular component (GO): nucleus
Molecular function (GO): DNA binding
Source: RefSeq, a predicted model, not a curated record
AUGUCCGACCAGGCCUGUGUCCUCCGUAUUCCCAGGUCUGACGAUCCCACCACAGUAUCCUCCUCGUCAUGGUCCGCUGAUGGCGUCAGCUCAGUCAAGCAGUCCCAUCUCAAGAACCUCCGCUCUAAGAACUAUCAGGGAAGCGAUCAGGAAUUCGAGCAGAUCCUCACCACCGUUCUGGGCCAAUGUUCGUUUGCUGUCCAUCCGGAGACCGGGCGCAAACCUGGUCUCGAGGUAGGCGCCUCCAUACGCGGUUCCGGUGACAAGAAUAAGGAGCUGGUCAUUACCGUGAGGAAAAGGAUCGAUAGCAUCACGCAACGAGUGGCCUCCAUUACUCUCAUGCAGGAUGACGAUCAGACCAUCGAGCUUUUCGAGUGGACCAGCCUUAUGAUUUCGAGAGCGGAUUCUCUCGGACAGCAGAUCUCCUCCUUGACUGAGCGAUUGCAAGCAGCUGAAGAUACCAUCAGCAAACUCAAUUCCCAGCUCGAGGAGCUCGUCGAGGCCAAGAAUGAGCACGAGAACCGGUUGAUGAUGAACUUCGUGCAGGUCUUGAAUGAGAAGAAACUCAAGAUUCGAAACCAACAGCGCCUGCUGGCCUCGGCCAAAGUUGACAUGGGAAAGGGUCGCGGACACCGGCCUACCGAGACGAGUCGGUCCAACAAGCGCAAAGUGGCGGACAACAUGCCAGAGACUUCAGAUACAGACGAUGAAUUCGAGAGAAUGGAUAUCGACCGAGCGAAGGAUCAAGAUGACUAUGGUGAGGAUGAGGUCACAGACCUCGAGGGCCGGGAGACGCCUCAGCCUUUGGAAGAUGAGACCGAGACGGAGGAUCAGGAUGAUAUGGUAUCUACUUCUCCACCUAGAAUUGAUAGGAAAGAUGAGAAGCGCGGCCAGGUAAUGGACAAAUCAGAUCGCCCGAACCUGGCACCUCCUACCAGCCCUCCUCCCCGGAGGGAUCUUCCGUUUGCUAGGAAGGCUGCAGCGAAUGAUCAGGCAAAGUCCUCCGUACCGCGACGAGAUCAACCUGCAGAGUUUACUGAGCAAGCUGAUGAGACGGCCGGUGAGACUGAUGAUGAUGAGUUGUAA